GCCCGCGGAGGGUGGGGCUGCCGGUGGCGCCGGGCUCGGCGCGAGGCGACGGGAAUUCCCAGGAGUGAAGCAUUUGGCAAAAGUACGGCAGGCACCAUCCGGCUGCCCACAAUUGCCCUGCUCUGGGCGGGGAAACUGAGGCGGAGGCCGACGUAGCGGCUUGACCAAGAAAUCUGCUGGCAUUGGGGACCGCCUCAGGGCUCGGAAACGCCAACUGGCUUCGUGUGUGCCAGGCAGGUCUGGGGCCGGUGGCAGCUCCUUGACCUCCCAUCAUGGAUGGAGUGCACUUUUCCACGAAGAAACCCAAGCAGUCGCUGUUAGCCAGGGCCGAUUUGGCUGUCAAAGGCUUUGACAAAACCUGCCCAGGCCCCUGUGGGGAAUCCGAAUGAGGGAGAGUGCAGACACCUUCACUGGGAAGCCAAGGACAUUUCUGUAUAAUCAGCGGAUGAAAGGAUUUUCUCAGACUCUUUUCCCCUUUUCCUGGAGGAUUAGCCCACCACAAUCUAUAAUUCCAGUGGAAACCGCAAGGCACACGAUGUGGCAGGAGCCCAGAGCGCCUGCAGGAGUGUGCUGGACCCUUUCUUUGCAUCGGGGAGUUUAACACACACCACCCACCCGUGGUCCUCCCGACUGCCUCCUGCUGAUCUCUUCUCUUUAACCUUUUCUUAUUUUCUGAGUUAAGUUCUGUUUCCAAAACUGUCCCCCGGAGCUGUGAGUGGAUUGCCAGCAAUGAGAGAUUAAGUCCCGGGAGAGGAGGAAGCGCCCCGUGUUGUGACUUCUCUCUGCUGCCGACAUGAAGCGCUUUCUCCCGGUGCUGAGCUGUCUGGCUGUGCUGGGUGUAGUGACAGCACAGCGGCAAGUCGCCGUCCAGGAAGGCCCCUUGUACCGCGCGGAGGGCUCCCACAUCACCAUCUGGUGCAACGUGAGCGGCUACCAGGGAUCUUCCGAGCAGAAUUUCCAGUGGUCCAUCUACCUGCCCUCGGCCCCAGAGCGCGAGGUCCAGAUCGUCAGCACCGUGGACUCUUCCUUCCCUUACGCCAUCUACACCCAGCGUGUGCGCAGCGGGAAGAUCUACGUGGAGAGAAUCCAGGGGAACUCGGCCCUGCUGCACAUCACCGACCUCCAGGCCCGGGAUGCCGGCGAGUACGAAUGCUUCACACCCAACACCGAUGAGCGAUACUUCGGGAGCUACAGCGCCAAGAUGAACCUAGUGGUGAUCCCAGACUCCCUGCAGACCACAGCCGUGCCCCAGACGCUGCACAAGGUGGAGCAGGACCCCCUGGAGCUCACGUGCGAGGUGGCCACCGAGACGGUCCAGCACAGCCACGUGUCUGUGGCCUGGCUCCGGCAGAGAGGCAGCGAGAGGCCCGUGGAGGUCAUCGCCCUGAGCCGAGACUUCGUGCUCCACUCCAGCAGCGAGUACGCCCAGCGGCAGAGCCUGGGGGAGGUGCGGCUGGACAAGCUGGGGAGCAGCACCUUCCGCCUCACCGUCUUCCACCUGCAGCCGUCUGACCAGGGCGAGUUCUACUGCGAGGCCGCCGAGUGGAUCCAGGAUCCCGACGGCUCGUGGUACGCCAUGACCCGAAAGCGCUCCGAGGGCACCGUGGUCACCGUCCAGCCCACAGACAAAGAGUUCAUGGUGCGGCUGGAAACCGAGAAGCGCCUGUACACCACGGGGGAGCCGGCCGAGUUCCGCUGCAUCCUGGAGGCGCAGAACAUUCCCGACCGCUACUUCGCCGUCUCCUGGGCCUUCAACAGCUCGCUCAUCGCCAGCAUGGGGCCGAACGCCGUGCCCGUCCUCAACAGCGAGUUCGCCCACCGGGAGGCCCGGGGACAGCUCAAAGUGGCCAAAGAGAGCGACGGUGUCUUUGUGCUGAAGAUCUUCCACCUCCGCCAGGACGACAGCGGGAAAUACAACUGCCGUGUGACCGAGCGCGAGAAAACCGUCACCGGGGAGUUCAUCGACAAGGACAGCAAGCGCCCCAAAAACAUCCCCAUCAUAGUCCUCCCCAUCACAGAUGACUGGGUAGUUAAAGUCCCCCAGAACCACCAGAUCCUGCCCCAAGGCCACUUGGAGAGCAGCAUCUCCGUGGAGGUGGCCAGCAAUGCCAGCGUGGUCCUCGAGGGCGAGCACCUGCGCUUCUCCUGCAGCGUCCGCACGGCGGGCAGGUCGCAGGGCCGCUUCUCCGUCAUCUGGCAGCUCGUGGACAGGCUGAACCGCCGCAGCAACAUCAUGUGGCUGGACCGGGACGGCACCGUGCAGCCGGGCGCGUCCUACUGGGAGCGCAGCAACUUCGGGGGCGUGCAGAUGGAGCAGGUGCAGCCCAACUCCUUCAGCCUGGGCAUCUUCCACAGCAGGAAGGAGGACGAGGGCCAGUACGAGUGCCAUGUGACCGAGUGGGUGCGGGCCGUGGACGGCGAGUGGCAGGUCGUGGGGGAGCGCUGGGCCAGCACCCCUGUCUCCAUCACGGCUCUCGAAACAGGCUUCGCGGUCACAGCCAUCUCCCGCACGCCGGGGGUGACCUACAGCGACUCCUUCGACCUGCAGUGCAUCAUCAAACCCCAUUACCGGGCCCGGGUCCCUGUGUCAGUCACCUGGCGGUUCCAGCCAGUGGGCACCGUCGAGUUCCACGACCUGGUGACCUUCACCCGGGACGGAGGGGUCCAGUGGGGGGACAGGUCCUCCAGCUUCCGCACCCGAACGGCCAUUGAGAAGGUGGAGUCCAGCAACAACGUCCGCCUGAGCAUCAGCCGAGCCAGCGACACGGAGGCGGGCAAGUACCAGUGUGUGGCGGAGCUGUGGCGGCAGAACUACAACAACUCCUGGACGCGGCUGGCCGAGCGGACCUCCAACCUGCUGGAGAUCAGGGUGCUGCAGCCAGUGACCAAGCUGCAGGUGAGCAAAUCCAAGAGGACCCUGACGCUGGUGGAGAACAGGCCCAUCCAGCUGAACUGCUCCGUCAAGUCCCAGACCAGCCAGAACUCCCACUUCGCGGUGCUCUGGUACGUCCACAAGCCCUCGGACGCCGACGGCAAGCUCAUCCUCAAGACCACGCACACCUCCGCCUUCGAGUACGGCACCUACGCCGAGGAGGAGGGCCUGCGGCCCAGGCUGCAGUUCGAGAGGCACGCGUCCGGGGGCCUGUUCAGCCUCACCGUCCAGAGAGCCGAGGUCAGCGACAGCGGCAGCUACUACUGCCACGUGGAGGAGUGGCUGCUGAGCCCCAACUUCGCUUGGUACAAGCUGGCGGAGGAGGUUUCGGGGCGCACAGAGGUCACUGUGAAGCAGCCAGACAGCCGCCUGAAGCUCAGCCAGGUGCAGGGGAACCUGUCGGUCCUGGAGACGCGGCAGGUGCAGCUGGAGUGCGUGGUCCUGAACCGCACCAGCCCGGCCUCCCAGCUCGUGGUGGAGUGGUUCGUGUGGAAGCCCAACCACCCGGAGCGGGAGGCCGUGGCCCGCCUGAGCCGAGAGGCCACCUUCCACUACGGGGAGCAGGCGGCCAAGAACAACCUGAAGGGGCGGCUGCACCUGGAGAGCCCUUCCCCGGGCGUGUUCCGGCUCUUCCUCCAGAACGCGGCGGUGCAGGACAGCGGCACCUACAGCUGCCACGUGGAGGAGUGGCUGCCCAGCCCGGGCGGCCUGUGGUACAAACGGGCAGAGGACACUGCCGGGCAGACCGCUGUCACAGUCACGCGACCAGAGGCCGCCCUGCAGGUGGACACGGUGGUCCCCAACGCCACGGUGACCGAGAAGGCAGCUUUCCAGCUGGACUGUAGCAUUGUGUCGCGCUCCAGCCAGGACUCGCGCUUUGCGGUGGCCUGGUAUUCCCUGAGGACUAAAGCCGGGGGGAACACGGGCAGCCCUGGCCUGGAAGAACGGGAGGACGAGGACGAGGACGAGGACGAGGAGGAGGAGGAGGAAGAGGAAGAGGACCCAACAGAGCGGAUGGCCCUGCUGAGCGUGGGCCCCGAUGCCGUGUUUGGCCCCGAGGGCGGCCCCUGGGAGGGCAGGCUUUGCUUCCAGAGGCUGUCCCCCCUGCUCUACAGGCUCACGGUGCUGCAGGCAAGCCCCCGAGACACAGGCAACUACUCCUGCCGCGUGGAGGAGUGGCUGCCCAGCCCCCAGAAGGAAUGGUACCGGCUGACGGAGGAGGAGUCGGCCCCCAUCAGCAUCCGAGUGCUGGACACAAGUUCCACCCUGCAGUCCGCCAUCUGCUCCAAUGAUGCGCUCUUCUACUUCGUCUUCUUCUACCCGUUCCCCAUCUUCGGCAUCCUGAUCAUCUCCAUCCUGCUGGUGCGCUUCAAGAGCCGGAGCUCCAGCAAGAACUCGGACGGGAAGAACGGGGUGCCCCUGCUGUGGAUCAAGGAGCCGCACCUCAACUACUCCCCCACUUGCCUGGAGCCGCCCGUCCUCAGCAUCCACCCAGGAGCCAUAGACUGAGGGCCCCCCGGGGACGCCGGCCACCAGGGGCCGAGGGCCCCCACGCUGCCUCUCGCUCUGUGAUGGGACAGCAGACAGCACCCAGACUCCGGACAGCCCUCCCAGAAAACUGUCCGACGCGCGAUGUGUUCACAGUCCCCGGCCAGCCACAGAGGCAGCCUGCUGCCUGUGGGUGGCGGCCCCGGUGGGUGAGCGAUUUCCGGGCAGGUGUGGUCAUCCCGCGGCAUUAGGUCUCUUGUUUUCGUUCUUGGUAAUGUAGUGAGCGGCGCUGGUGCCACGCCUACUCACAGGUAGUAAUAGGUAGACGUCGCAGGGGUCUCACUCUUUCUAUUGGACUCUUUAAAAAACCCGUGUUUUAUUCUUUUUGGAUUUCGUAAUGUUGUGGACGCAUUGCUCUUACGUACAACGGAUGAGAAAAGGAGAGACGGACUUUAUAGAGUGAAGGAAUCCCUUCCAGGACCUUUGGUUUUUGCACACUUGAAAAUGCCACCACCAGUGGAACAAAAGACACCCGAACGUUUUUUACUUCCUUCGUGAGACUUGAAAAUGAUGGGAAGUGUGGGCCCAGUUUGUAUCUGAUCUUUUCCCUCAGCUGGAGUUUUGUUGUUUUGCUUCAAGAACUGUGUCUGUGCCAGAGAAAUCCUGCAUAAGCCCAUUAGGAGACAGGAGAUGGUGGCCGGCCAGCCUUUUCGCCAGGGAGGCGGAAAUCGGCGUCCUCCCAGCCUUGCCAAAAAAUCCGAAACCUUGGUUGGAGAACAAGUCAAAAGCCCCAGUGUGGGCAGGGGGAGCUUUCAGCAGCGACUGACUUGCAGGUCGGUCAGAGCCCGUGGUUAGUGGAGGGAGGAAGAAGGGCUAGUUGUUGGCUUGAUGCGGUCACCGAGGGCAGUCUGCAGCUGGUAGCUGAGCAGGUGGGCUUCCGUGCUAAGGUGCUUUGCCAAACUCUUAAGAGAAAGUGGCCAGUGAGCCGGGGAAGGGGACAGCGCUGAGCUGAACACAUAGCCCAAGCAGCCCCACUACCCUGGCAGAGGGCACUGGGGCCUGCACAGCUCAGCCCCUUGCACAGGGGGCAGCCCGCUGUGGGAGCUGAUUUCGGGGAGCAGGCAGGAAUGAUGCCUCCCUGGAGGUGUGAAGGCUGGGUUUCUCCUUCCUUUCCGUUAGGUUUUCCUCAAAGAUACGGAUGUCUUCCUUCCUCACCACUGAUCUCUCCCUGCUUCUUGCUGCCGCGCCCAGGGAGGCCCCCCCUCCGCUGACGGUCCCCGGUCUCCGGAGGAAGCACCACACGCCUUUGUCCGCAGGGGUUUUACCUUCCCUUCCUCAGAUCGUGUCUGCGGUUUAGGUGAUUUGGUGGUUCGUUGUGAUGGCAGCAUUUUAUUUAAAUGUCCCUGAGAGUCCAACAAAGGCCAGUGUCACCCUGCUGCUUUAUAGGCCAGAAGCGGGGCCCCAGGGGAGCGGCAGCGGCUGCAGGUGCUCACCCCUCCACGAAGAUGUUUCAUGCCCCGACUUGCCCGUGUUUUGCGGGCCAGGGUGCUAUCACCCUUUCUCAGUGAGCAUGCAUCUCAAAUCCCAAGGGAGUUCCCGGUUUGGAAAAGGCCAGCACGGAUUUGGGCGCUAGGUCGAACCAGAGAGAUCGCUGGGAAACCCUGUUCUGAGACUGAACAGCCUCCAGGGAGGCGGGGGGCUCCCCAGGCCAUGUGGGUGCUGACCCUGCUCUGGGUCUGGGGUGCUCAGCAGGUGCUUUGCUCCAUCACAGCUGAAGGGAAGCACUUCCUGACAGGCUCACACACACCUGCCUUCUACUCCUUGCAGGUGCACCAGUGCUCGCUCUCCUGUGAGAGCGCAGGCUCACAUGCCCGUUCCCAUUUACUGUGCUGCACGAAUGCUGUAGGGUGCAUAUCCGGCUCAGUGGUGAGGGAAGAAGGCAGUCUUUGGCCCCAUUUCGUCAUUUCAGGGCUGUGGGCUUUCAGUGGGAAAUUGCUGACCCUAACUUACAGACUGAGUCACUGAGGGAAGAAGACUUACUGGUCCUCUGUCUGAAUGGAAAGAUGCCAGAGGGCUGUCUGGGACCGGGAUGUGCACCUGAGACUUGAGUUUGAAUUGAUUGACAGCUGCAGAAAGGUAGCUGCUGCCACGUCAUUACACAGGUGAAAUCGUCGCGGGAAAUUUGAAAGAAAAGAAACCGAAGCCAGUAUUUUAAUAAUUGUUUUUCUUUCCUGUGUCUUUUCUAUGGGCUUGGGGAUACCAUCAAAGGGGGAGCAGGGGGAGCUUUUCCAGCUUUCUAUGAAAAUCCCCAGGACCUUCCUUUUUUUGGCCAUUUCUAUGGAAAUGUGGUGUCAGAUGAAUGGUAACGGUGCCCUCCAGUGGCUGGGAGACCUCAUUGCACAUUGCCGACGGGAGCUUUGAGACCAGGAGAGACUGCCUCUUGACUUCUCUCCAUCUACAAUGUUGCAUUCAUGAACCCUACACUGUGCUACAU
Molecule: messenger RNA, 6914 nt
Organism: Myotis lucifugus (little brown bat)
Lineage: Eukaryota; Metazoa; Chordata; Mammalia; Chiroptera; Vespertilionidae
Gene: IGSF3
Product: immunoglobulin superfamily member 3
Exons: 12
Coding region: 794-4441 (1215 amino acids)
Source: RefSeq, a predicted model, not a curated record